Molecule: messenger RNA, 887 nt
Organism: Ictalurus punctatus (channel catfish)
Lineage: Eukaryota; Metazoa; Chordata; Actinopteri; Siluriformes; Ictaluridae
Product: multiple epidermal growth factor-like domains protein 6
Exons: 4
Coding region: 113-880 (255 amino acids)
Source: RefSeq, a predicted model, not a curated record
GGACUUGUGUAGAGCAGGCUCAUAUUGUAGGCCACAAACUGGAGAACCCACUCCAUGCCCUGCAGGAUAUCACUGCCCUGAAGGCUCACACACCUACAACACACCACAGCAAAUGUAUGUAAACUUAAUAUGCUUUAAGAAAAUGGAAAAAUUAUUAAGUUCACAUUUUGUAUUAAUUUCCUUUGACAGGUGUACAUACCCAUAUUACUGCCCAGCUAACACCUCAACCAUGCUGUCAUGUGGUGGUGGCUUUAUGCCCCGUAAUGCCAGUGGCCUAAGAGUGUCUCAGGAGAGCAGCUGCUUAAGGUGUGAGGCAGGGACUUACCGACCCAGUGGGUCUCCUCACCUCCGCUGCCUUGCAUGCCCCCCAGGCUACCACUGCCCUCCAGGCACUGAUGACCACAGUAGUCAGCCUUGUCCAGUUGGAUAUUUUUGUCCACGGGGCUCAGCCAAUCCAGUUGCAUGCCCACCUGGCAGCUAUGGCAACAGCACCAAGGCUGAAUUACUUGAGGAAUGCCACCCUUGCCCUCCAGGCACAUUCAACCACCUGUACGCCCAGAGAGCCUGUUUCCCCUGUGGCAGCUCUUCCAUUUCAUCACAAGGGGCAUCCUCAUGCAUGUGCAUAGGCAAAAACCGGGCAUUCCAGCACUCUGAUGGCUCCUGCGUGUGUAAAGCUGGUUAUGUCUUCUACAAUGAAUUGGACUUCAAAAGUUCCAAUGGUGAUAGUGAUCUAGACUGUCAACCUGAGGUGAGCAAACGCUGUGGAACUGGACAAGUGAGACUGGCUUCAUCACAAGACUGUGUCAGUCCCUCUGAACACUCAUGCAACAUUACUUGUGGAGCUCAUGGUGGGAGUCUGGAUGUAAGCUUGGGCAUGUGAGUUCACU